AUGAAAGAGAUUGGCGUCAACGCUGAGAGUAUUGCCGUUCCAUACACAAACUGUACAAGUGCUGCAAGACUUGCGAGCAAGAAGAGAAGAUCGCUGAUCCAUUUACCGCUCGAUUCAUCGGUUGAUUCUGCCAAUGAAGGUACCAACGUCAACCCCAUCGGCGUACUCGACGAACUGAGCAAACGACGCGAGGUUGGGCAGGCCAUGUCGCUGUCGGAUAGCCCCGAUGGCAAAUAUGGUCGGGGUGAUGCCCAGCAACACCCAGACCAGCACCAGAUAGACUGCGUUGCACCUGAAUCCGACAACCGUUCUCGCAUCAAGAUAUAUGGCUCCUUGAAUACUGUUGAUCAUAGCACCGAUGGCGAGCGCGUACACGGCAGCAGCCGCCAGCCUUUGAAAAACGAGGGGCAGAUUCCAAAGCCACCCGAAGUACAUACGAGCGGCUCUCGAAGAGGGUUUAUUGAUAAUCUCGGCGACAUCGACUGA
Molecule: messenger RNA, 486 nt
Organism: Clonostachys solani
Lineage: Eukaryota; Fungi; Ascomycota; Sordariomycetes; Hypocreales; Bionectriaceae
Source: the annotation of a GenBank genome assembly